AUGGGAGAUGGCCAAUCCAUUCAUAUUUGGGAUGAUCCUUGGUUGCCUAGACCUAACUCGUUCCAACCUUUCAUUAGGAGGGAUGGUGCUCCGACUUUGGUUAGGGAAUUAUUGCUCCCUGAGUUGUCUUGGAAUUCUGAUUUUAUAGCUCAGUGGUUUGAGCCAGAAGAUGUAGCGUUAAUUUUGUCUAUUCCUCUUAACCAACGGAGUAUCCCUUCUGCCUCCAACCCUUCACCUAUUGUGGAGACAUGGAAACGGAUUUGGAAUGCUGGAAUCCCUGGUAAGGUGAAGGUUCACAUGUGGAAGGUAUGUGCUUCUAUUCUUCCUACAGUGGCUCAACUUCGAACCAAGAGGAUUUGGAUUACUGAUGGUUGUGUUUUCUGCAAUGAUGGAGAUGAAUCUAUUCAUCAUGUUAGUAGAGAUUGUUCCUUUGUGCAUGCUAUGUUAAGAAAGGUUCCAAGCUUAAGUUCGGUGAUCUCAUCCAGCAGUGACUAUCAAGCUUCGAUGUUGGAUUGGUUAUCUCACUCUAUGCAGACUAUUUCUUCUGAGCUUUUUGACUUUCUUCUGUAUCUGUUAUGGGCAGUAUGGAAGGAGAGGAAUCAAAGAGUGUGGAAUGGUAAGAACCUUGAUUUGGAACAACUUUUCUUCCAGGCAGCCUCUAGUUUCUCAUUGUUUACCUCCCUUCAUCCGGGUAGGAGUCCCAAAAUAAAACGUGCUUCAGCUCCAUUGGGUGCCUCCUCCGACAGGAAUUUCGUCAGUUAUCUUCUUGUAAUUGAGGCUCUUCCUGGGAAGGCUGCAUGUGCUUGGGCUGUGGAGUUCAACCAGUCACCUAAUAUCUUUGAAAGUGAUUGUCUUCAGUUGGUCAAUUCUUUGAAGUCUGAAGAGGAAGAUCAUUCCAUGAUUGGGAGGGUGGUUGAUGACAUUUUGGUCCACUUAACUUCUAUUCCUAGUUCUUUCUUUCAACAUGUUUACAAAGAGUCCAAUUUGGAAGCACACAAGCUUGCAAAGCUUGCGUUGUAUUCUAAUGUGUUUGCUAAUUGGAAGGGUUCUAUACCUUCCACCAUUAGAAGCCUUGUUGCUUCCUAUUGUAAUACUUCUUCUCAUUGA
This is a messenger RNA of Rosa rugosa (rugosa rose), 1107 nucleotides long. RefSeq lists its product as uncharacterized. Bases 1 to 1107 code for a protein of 368 amino acids. The transcript is spliced from 3 exons. Gene Ontology annotation, molecular function: nucleic acid binding; RNA-DNA hybrid ribonuclease activity. The record is from RefSeq and is a predicted model, not a curated record. NCBI's taxonomy places the organism in Eukaryota, Viridiplantae, Streptophyta, Magnoliopsida, Rosales, Rosaceae.